Pteronotus mesoamericanus is the source of this 924-nucleotide messenger RNA. RefSeq names its product dolichyl-phosphate mannosyltransferase subunit 2, regulatory (gene DPM2). Bases 45 to 299 code for a protein of 84 amino acids. The record is from RefSeq and is a predicted model, not a curated record. The transcript has 4 exons. Gene Ontology annotation, cellular component: dolichol-phosphate-mannose synthase complex; endoplasmic reticulum membrane. Gene Ontology annotation, biological process: GPI anchor biosynthetic process. NCBI's taxonomy places the organism in Eukaryota, Metazoa, Chordata, Mammalia, Chiroptera, Mormoopidae. Gene Ontology annotation, molecular function: enzyme regulator activity.
CGGAACCGGAUGUAGCUUGGUGCUCCGCGGCGGAGCGCGGGGAAAUGGCCACGGGGACAGACCAGGUGGUGGGACUCGGCCUCGUCGCCAUUAGCCUGAUCAUCUUCACCUACUACACCACCUGGGUGAUUCUCUUGCCAUUCAUCGACAGCCAGCAUGUCAUCCACAAGUACUUCCUGCCCCGAGCUUAUGCCGUUGCCAUCCCACUAGUUGCUGGCCUCCUGCUGCUCCUGUUUGUGGGAGUGUUCAUCACCUACGUGAUGCUGAAGAACCAGAAGGUGACCAAGAAGGCUCAGUGAGGGCCACGCGGGAAUGAGGCACCGGCCGACCCCUUCUCUGCCUCCCCUCCAGGGCACACCGAGGGCGGGGCCCUCAGGACCUGUCCGCACACUGCAGCCCCCGAGCAUCGCUGCCCUGCAGAUGCCCCCGGGGGAGCAGCCUUUCAGGACUCACUCCUGACUGACCAGAGCCCCCACUCCUCUCCUGCUCCCCCUUCCAGAGCCAGGAGGGGGUACCUGGAAGUCUCCCUCUCGCCCCUUCUGGGUCAGGGUCUGAAAGAUGCUGGUCCCCGCUACCUCACCUUCAGACCCCCCCAUCACUUUUUCUUCUGGGUUCUGCCCUCUUCCCUCAGUUUCCCUCCUGUCACUUGCUGAUGUUGGGAUUGGCAGGUUCUGAGACAUCACGCGGCUUCCCCCCAUGUCCUUUUCCUCCAUGAAGAUGGCUCUCUCGGGUCUGGCGUGGCCACCGGGCUUCUGGACCUGGAAAGCCCAGGGACGGGGGAGGGGGGUGGGACUGACAGGCCUCGGGACCAGCACCAGGGCACAUUACUACGGUCACAGCGGGCCCCCCGACCCGCUUCUCACGGAGGCCCAGCCCCUCGGCCCUAGCGCUGGCCUACUGGGGAGAGCUGGACAAUAAACGUUG